This is a messenger RNA of Serendipita indica DSM 11827, 2163 nucleotides long. The record is from the annotation of a GenBank genome assembly. Lineage: Eukaryota; Fungi; Basidiomycota; Agaricomycetes; Sebacinales; Serendipitaceae.
AUGACGUCGCAUCCUAAAUUCAAGCUAAUUUUACGGCCACGCGCGAGUCAUGCGUCAGAGACCUAUAUUCAAGUAACGGUGCGCUCUUUCGCUCAACAAGAAAAUCGCGAAAGUAACCCAAGCGACACCUCCAGAUACUUGCGCAUUGAAGAAGAAGAGAAUAUGGCACCCAUCAUAGCGUCUAUACCCAACUCAGCAUCACUCGCAGUUGAACGUAAAGUCCGCCGCAGUUUGGAGCGUGACUUUGUGAGUGUGAUGAAUUUCGGGUCGGUUGACCUUGGCUGGUCCGAAUGCAGUCAGGAGCAAGCACGCGAGCGAGCGCGCGACGCCACAGACGUAAACAUGACAAACUUGGCCUCGACCAUCUCCGUCGCGGGAAAAAGGUCGGGCAUCCUCUCGCAUCUGAAGAACAUUCUGCACCCGUUCAGAUCAUCGGAGCGGAGCGGAGUCAGAUCUCCAAAGGUGGAUUCAAAGAGUGGCAGGCUAUCGGCGUCGAAAAUUGCAUUGAAAAUAAAGGAUCUGAAGUUUCUGGAACUUGUUGCUGGAAUCGAUCCUGUUGUCGACAUUAUAGCGAUUCAUGGCUUUGAUGGUCACAGAGUGAAUACGUGGGUGGCAGAUAACGGGACAUUGUGGCUACGCGACCUCUUGCCUUCGGAAUUUCCCAAUGCUCGAAUCCUCGCAUACGGAUAUGAUGCCGACUCUCGCAGCGGGCAAUGGGCAUCAACUCAGGCAGUGCAGCAGCAUGCCUUAGGCCUCGCUGGGGCACUUUUGCACAGACGCAAGGACGUUCCUUAUCGUCCGAUUAUCUUCCUUGUGCACGGCUUGGGUGGUAUUAUUCUCAAACGGCAGGCACUGGCUAUCUAUCUCUGUAGGGGCCUGCCGUUGGUACUGGACCUCCAGGAUCCUCUAGUCUCAACUCAUGCGAUAUUGUUCUUUGGGACGCCAACUACCGUCGCGGAAGGCGCGACUCUCCUCCAAGUAAUGAAGCAGUUGGGUUUGGCAUACAGGGAAACGACAAACAUUAUCCCGAAAGAUAUACAGGUCUAUUCUUCCGACCCGGAAGACAUAGAAGGUCUGUAUUAUAUUUCCCGCGAGAAGAUCAAUAGCGUAUACUUCUGCGAAGGCUACGUGACGACCGACAUGCAGAAUGACAAGCGAGUGCCAAUAUCUCCGGUGGUUGUUGUGCGACGACAGUCACCCUCCGUGCAGAUCACCGCAACCUGGUCAGAUUCCCUUAUGCAGCCAGUAAUAGCUACCAAACGCUUCGGUCGGGUAAUCUUUGUCGAUGCUUUCAGUCAGGCGCAACUAGAGGCAGACCUGGAGAGGUCCAUUCGCUCAUUGGCCCCUCAAUAUAGCAAAAUGACAUGGAAGGAUGCAGUCGCAUAUCUUGACGGGAAAGAGCAGAGGUGGCUCCUUUUCCUCGAUGGAGCCGACUCGCCAGACCUUGAUCUCCACCCCUAUCUUCCCACCUCUACCUCUGGCACAAUUCUGAUCACGACGGGGAAUAGUAAAUGCACCAGAUACGCCCCAGGCAGUGCAAUCUACGUUGGCGGUCUCGAGGAGAACAAGGCCGUCGGUCUUCUUCACACCACAGCUGGUAUCUCACCCACAACCAGCGCCAAUUCUCUCGAAAUUGUGAGGGAGCUAGGUGCACUGGCUCUUGCUAUUAUUCAAGCAGGAGCGUAUAUUCGCGAGACUGGGCAUCUCGAUACGUAUCUCGACACGUUUCAAAAGCACCGAGAUUAUCUUCUUCGCAAUCGACCAAACAUGAGCACAGAGUGCACCUCCUCGACGUAUAUCGCUUUCGACUUGUCGUUCCAUCAAUUACCUGUCAGGGCACAAAGAUUCAUGAAGUUGUGUGCCUUUCUUCACCCCUCGCCGAUUCCGAUCACUUUAUUCAAGCAAUCAAGCACCUCUGGUUUCGCUACACAUACCUUUCAAGACACUUCUAUUCCUCCAGAGAUUGAGGGGACUCGAUUUCAAUGCUCCAGGAGAUCUUUGGCGCGAAAUGGGAUAACGUUGCAUUCCAGCAAAUCGUCGAAUCGGUCGUACGCGUAUCAUUCAUCGGCUUUUCGAGAUAUUCCUUUUUCUACAUUGUUCACCCCCUGCUUUGCAGAUAUAUCAAAGAUUCCCUCGGUGCGGAAGAGGCUCGAGACUAUAUGA